AUGUCUCGAGAUCGGAUUAUAUUUGGUUUUGAUCCUCAAAAUUUAAAAUUAAAUGAAGAAAUUUCUGACUUUAACUCUUAUUCAGCUUUGAAAUUAUUAUUUUUGCCGACAGGAAAAUUUUUGAAAAUAUGGUCAUGAAUUAUUUUUUUGCUAAUAAUUAUAUGGAUACUUAUUAUACCUAUUUCAAUAGCUUUUAUUUAUGAAGAUGCUUGAACAUGAUUUUCAAUUGAUUUUUCUAUUGAUCUAAUAUUUAUGAUAGAUAUUUUUAUUAAUUUUAAUAGUGGAUAUUACAAGUCGUACAAAAAUCUGAUUGUUAAAAAGUCAACAAUUGCAGCCCAUUAUUUAAGUACUUGGUUUUUAUUUGAUUUUAUAAAUUGCAUCCCUUGAUCAAUCCUAUAUAUUAUAAAUAUCACUAAUAGCCAAUCUUUUAGAAUUCCUAUAUUGAUGAAAGUAAUAAGAAUUAUUAAACCCAGGGAACUAAAAAAGAAAUAUAACUACUCUCCCUUAUGAAAUUUCGCAAAAUUCAUAUGCUGUAUUAUUCUUUUUAUUCACACGAUUGCAUGCGGAUGAUAUUUUUUGGGCAUGAUUGAAAAAAUGGACCAUCGAAAUUGGCUCAACCGAUAUAGCAUUUCACAUGAAAAAAUUUAUAAAAAGUAUUUAAUUUCGCUUUAUUGGACUUUUGUAACUUUAACAACAGUAGGAUAUGGGGACUUUGUCCCAUUGACAAAUACUGAAAAAAUAUAUGCCAUGUUUGUCAUUACUUUUGGAGCAGGAUUUUGAGCUUUUACAAUUGGAUCACUUAUUUCGAUCAUAAAACAGCAUGAAAAUAAUUAUUCAGGCCUAAAUAUUAAAUUAGCAUGUUUUUCAGAGCUGUGCACUCUUAUUAAUCUUCCUAAAGGAUCUAAAGCAAAAGCUAAAAGCUACAUGAAAGAAUAUUAUACAAAAAAUUUACAAAACUGAGCUUACCCAGGGAUUUUAUUGAGAGAUUUGGCUCCUAAGCUAAUCCGCGAGUUAAAUCAUCAUAUUUAUAAACGACUUAUACAAAACAUUGAGUUUUUCCAAUCCAGACCUAACAGUUUUAUUUCUUAUAUAGCUCCAAAACUCAGCUUGAUAAAUUUCAAAGCAAAAGAAAUCAUCUAUAAAAUGUGAGAUUCAGCUGAUGAAAUGUACUUUUUAAGUCAAGGGAGGAUUAAUUAUAUAAUAAAAAAUGGUACUUCUUUUAGAAGUUUAUCACAAGGAACUUAUUUUGGAGAAAUCGAAAUUUUAGAAAAUAUUCCCAGAUGAUUUGGAGUUAUUGUAGUCUCUAAAAUAGCAGAAAUCUUUUUGCUUAGUAAGCUAGAAUUUUCAAAGAUGCUGCAAGAAUUUCCAGAGAUUGAAGACGAAGUAAUUAAAAUUUCAAAUAAGAGAAAACAAAAAUAUCAAGAAGAUAUCGAUAGAGUAAAAAGUUUAGUUACAGCUGAAACUAAACUUGAGGAAGAUUCUGAUGAAAUUUCAAAUAUAGCCAAUGAAAAUUUAGAAUUAGACACAAUUGAAGCAUUACCUGAAGAAUCAGAGAUAAAUUAUAUACUGAAUAGGUUAGACACAUCAACUUAUGUUUCUCUCACAACUGAUAGCUAUGAAAAGAAAAGAAACAGAUCGCUAUGAUCUAAAGCACUAACAGGCGAUCCAAAAGGAUGAGUUUAUGCUAAAGCAAAAAAAUUAAAGAUUUUACUUAAUAAGAAAUUAAUUAGCUGAUAG
This is a messenger RNA of Blepharisma stoltei, 1737 nucleotides long. The record is from the annotation of a GenBank genome assembly. NCBI's taxonomy places the organism in Eukaryota, Ciliophora, Heterotrichea, Heterotrichida, Blepharismidae.